AAGCUAAGAUCCUGCAGCAGCUAUCAAAAGUACAAAAUAAUGUGAAGAGACUUCAGCAACAAUUAAAAGAUGUGAAGCCAACACCUGAAUUUGUUCUCAAGCUCAAGGAAAUGAUGGAAGAAGUUGAAAAUGCAAUCAAUGCUUUUAAAGAAGAACAGAGGCAAAUAUAUGAGCAGUUUUUAAAGGAGGAAAGAACGGCCACUAAUGAGAUCAGUGUCUUUGAGAGAAAAGUGGAACUGUGGGCGUCAGGCAGCUCAACAACAGGAAAACCUUUCCAAUUACCAUCAGCCAGGGUUGCAGUUGAUCAAACACUGGAAAAUCAUCUGCCCGGAGAAGUAGUAGAGUUUGAACGAUUUCUUCAGCGAACAGGAGGGCGGCAAGGAGGCUGGGAUGAUUACGAUCAUCAAAAUUUUCUUAAAGUAUGGACAAAACAUAAAGGAAGGCUGUCUUAUGUGGAUGAGGCCCUUGAGUGUCUCUGUGGAAGAGCAAAAGAAGAUAUUGAACAACAUGACAAAUGGUAUCAAGAGUUUCUAAUUUUACACAACAGAAAGAAAGAGUCAAUCAAAAAGUGGAAAAAAAAGCAGCUGCAGGAAAAAGAAUGGAAAGUAAAGGAGAAAGAGAAAUCAGAAAAAAUGCUCAAGGAAGAAUGGCUACAAUGUGAAGAAGCUCAGAAGCAAAAAGCAGAUGAAGAAAGAAAAAGACAAGUAGCAACUGAGGCAUGGAAGAAACAGAAAUUCCUAGCAUUUGCAGUGGAACAAACAUCACAGCUAAAACUAGAAGUUGAGAAGGAGAAAAAGCAACAAGAAGAACACCAGCACUGAUGCCACAUUAAGUUACUGCUGGAAAAAUAUACUUUGCAGAAGAAAGAAGAGGAGGAACUUGAAGAGCUUAAAAGGAAGAGAGAAGCUGAGAAGGAGGAAAGGUAGAAAACUGCUGCAGAAAAAAUUGCUAAGUUUCAAGAGCCUGAUCUAGAUACUGAACUAAGGAUUCUACAAAACCAAGCUAAAGAU
Merops nubicus (carmine bee-eater) is the source of this 1010-nucleotide messenger RNA. RefSeq names its product coiled-coil domain containing 112 (gene CCDC112). The record is from RefSeq and is a predicted model, not a curated record. Lineage: Eukaryota; Metazoa; Chordata; Aves; Coraciiformes; Meropidae.